Messenger RNA from Alexandromys fortis (reed vole), 3419 nucleotides. It is a transcript of the gene Gdpd4, whose product is annotated as glycerophosphodiester phosphodiesterase domain containing 4. Gene Ontology annotation, molecular function: glycerophosphodiester phosphodiesterase activity. The record is from RefSeq and is a predicted model, not a curated record. The transcript is spliced from 17 exons. Gene Ontology annotation, biological process: lipid metabolic process. Gene Ontology annotation, cellular component: membrane. NCBI's taxonomy places the organism in Eukaryota, Metazoa, Chordata, Mammalia, Rodentia, Cricetidae. The coding region runs from base 1 to 1902 and encodes 633 amino acids.
AUGAAUAAGGACACCCUAACUGAGUCUAGGAGCAAGACGACAGGAAAGUCAGAUGAGCACCCCAAUCUGUGGAUAGAGCGCUUCUUCAACCGGAGAUGCUGCAUCACCUUCCUGACUGGCUGCUACAGCUGCCACUGGCAAUACAGAGAGUGGGAGAAAACUGAACUUGGAUCCUGUUGCUGCCCCUGGAAAGAACAGUUUUUUUAUAUGUGCCUGGUAGUUGCAUUCGUCCUGUCUGUGAUUUUCCUGUUUGUGUGGGUUGAAACCUCUAACGAGUACAACGGCUUUGACUGGGUUGUUUAUCUAGGGUCAAAACGCUGGUUCUUGUGGUCCAUUUUUAUGUUGAGUAUAGCCGGGAUCCUGACUGCCUACACGUCCUUGCUUUUGUUACUCAGCUUUUUUUUACUCUGGGAAAGGAUUGAACUAUAUCUGCAUACGUGUCAUAAGGUCUUCGUUUUCCUGGUGAUCCUGCUGUGCUCCUUCUUACUGUAUGUUCUAAACCGAUACUGGACGGACAAGUGGCUGAUAGCUGGGCUGUCACUGCAGAUCUUUGCUCCCUUUCUGCACCUGAGCCUCAUAACUGUGAUGAUUCUUCUUUCCUGGCCCCUAGCCAUCUGUAUGGCCCACUUGGAAUCGGAAGUUAGAAUAAGAAGAUACAGAAUGGCAGGUUACGAGCACGAAGUCCUGGAGACAUGUAAUAUAUUCACAAGGUUAAAAGCUCUACAGGUAGCUGCUGGACUCCCCUUCUUGAUCAUUCUUUUGUGUCUUUACUUGAUGCCGCUGGGGAUUUAUUCUCCCUGCGUUCUGAAGAAGGAGAAUUUAGGGCCUAAGCCUACCUUCUUUGGACACAGAGGCGCACCCAUGCUGGCGCCAGAGAAUACCAUGAUGUCCUUUGAGAAGGCCGUGGAACAUGGUGCCUCCGGCCUGGAGACUGAUGUAUACUUAAGCUAUGACGCGGUGCCUUUCCUUAUGCACGACUAUGACCUGAGCCGAACAACCAACAUCAGAGAGGUCCUGCCCUCGGCCGCUUUCAACCACACUGCCACCUUCAGCUGGACUUUCCUGUCGACUUUGAAUGCCGGCCAGUGGUUUAUACAGCAUAAGCCAUUUUUUGGCAUGAAACCUUUAUCAGAGGCUGAUAAAAGAAGAGCAAGCAACCAAUCAAUUCCAUCUCUGGCUGAGUUAUUAGAACUUGCAAAAAAUGAAAAAAAGUUUCUAAUAUUUGAUCUUUUCGGCCCUCCACCGAAGCAUCCUCUCAGAAACACGUUCGUUCGAAGAGUGGUCAAGGUCAUCCUUGACUCCAACAUCGAGCAGCAUCUGAUAUUUUGGUUGCCAGGUUACGACAGAGACUAUGUCAGGUUCAAGGCUCCUGGUUUCCAGCACGUGGGCCGUUUAAGAACCCUCGAGGAGCUCGCUAAAGAGAACAUGACGAUAGUAAAUGUUGACUACAAGAGGCUGUUCUACCAGCGGAUGGUGAGACAGUAUCAGGCAGCUAAAAUCCACAUAAAUAUGUACAUUGUCAACGAGCCUUGGCUCUUCUCAUUGGCCUGGUGCAACCGGAUCAACUCUGUGACCACAGACAACAUCCAGGUCCUGAACCAGCUCAGUCACCCACUCUUCUUCAUGACACCAGGAUAUUAUACGUUCAUAUGGCUUUUCAUGGUCAUUGCUUCUGCAAUUAUCAUUGGCGUUGUAUUUUAUUAUCACUGGGUGAAAGAACUUAAGAAAGAGAAGUGGCUCAAAGACACUACCAGCGCAUCUGCAGAUUUAUUUCAUCUGGAGAACGUAACAGAAGGUACCAGCUUUGGAACACAGGUCUCUCCCCAAAAGCCAGAUGUGCCGCUCACCCCUGCCAGCGUAGCCCGUAAAGCUAACAAAGGGCAAGCACCAGGAAAGUCAUAGGAAAACUCUGGCCACCUUCCAACCUUCGUGGAUCAAAAUCCAAACAGUCUACUUCACAGCAGUCUGCAAAGACCAGACCUCUUCCUCCAACGAGAGCACUGACCCCUUAGGACUCGCCAAGAAAACGUAAGGGUCACACCACUAGUAACCCCCUAAGGGAAUACCGUACUUCAAGGCCCCCCCCCCAAGAGGACACUGCUCUAUCAGGGCUCCCCAAAAGAACCAUGAACCAAAAAGUCCCCUAAAAGGGAUGUGAAAUCACUAAUGCUCCCCCCAAAAGUACUGAGGAAAAUAUCAAACAACCAGUGUCCGUAGAGGGCUUUAAAACCCCCAGGCUCCCAUCUAGGGGAUCACUACGCAGACUGCACUGAACUGCACGCUGGCCUCUGUCUAGCUAACGCCUCUCUCAGGAGUCUGUUUAUAUGGUGUUUCCUCCUCUGUCAUGUCUUUCUCCACCGUGCCCCCUUCUUCUCUUCCUGUCUGUGUCUGAGUGUGGGGAUGGUAGGGUGUGGUCAAGAAGGCUCACACAGGGGCACUGAGGUUCUCAGGAGCCACACUCUGGCCCAGACUCUGUAGGGAGUGCACCUCAGGAGACAGGCCAGGGCAGACAGUCAUGUGUGGCCACGGACCCGGGCAGCUGCUCUCUGGGUUCGCAGGACUGACUCGUCUUUUAUUUCUGUUGCGUUAUCUGCUGAGGAGUGCCUGACUGCUCACGUCAGCUUGUAAUAAAGGCACCUCUCUCUCAUGAAGCCAGUGUGUUGGUGCCCCCCUCUGUGGUCAGGCUAAUGAAGACUGCUAAUCGGGUGCAGAAGUGACAUUUUCCUCAGUCAGGGAUGGAGAGGUGGCGUGGACAUGAGCCAGGGGCAAAGCCCUCCUCCCAUCCUCAUUUUCUGAUGUGUGCACAGUGGGUGCUUCCUAACUCCUGAGUGGCCCCAUGCUCACUCAAUAAACACCCUUGGCCUUAUCAGGAAAAGAGCUCAGAACAAUCAUCUGAAGUCCCUUCUGCCUGGGAGCCUGGGGGUAGCAAUAGUGUGCUGAGUUCCAUGAUGUGACCUUCACCAGGGGUAGCAAUAGUGAGCUUCACCCUUUCAUUCUCACCCUGAAGGACGGUGAAGCAGUUUAGAUGUUGGAGGAGCGGUUGUCCUGGUGGUGUUUGGGUACACAGACAUGUCUGGCCUGGCGCGCUUAAUGUGAUGUCUCAGGGAGACAAAGGGGUUCUCACCGUCACCUCUGUAGCUGCUGACUCCAGCCGUUGCCCUGUCUGAGGCCUCUUCCUUCCCGGCCCAGAUGUACACAGUCCCCUCCAGACUUCACUGUCUCCCUGGCGUAAGCAUUUCACCGGAGGAAGUAGUAGUAGUCUUGGAUGUGUCUCGAUAAAACAAGGAGAUUCUUCUGGCACAAUGUGAGAGCCAUUCUACCUCCAUUGACCCUGGUUAAGAGCCAGGAAGAGAUCCCUUCCCCAGAUUCUCUCCUCUACACACACGCGUACACGCAUGCACACACAUGCACAUUGCCCU